Messenger RNA from Soboliphyme baturini, 801 nucleotides. The record is from the annotation of a GenBank genome assembly. Lineage: Eukaryota; Metazoa; Nematoda; Enoplea; Dioctophymatida; Soboliphymatidae.
GGUCAUAAAGUGGCUUACAUUGAAUGGGAAGAAGGUUCACAAUUUCCAUUUUACGAUAUCGCCAUAGAAAAUGUCCCAAUAGUCGGCAAAGGCAUCGCAAGGUUCGUUAAGCAUGCGCCUGAAAUUUCGCCCGCCAAUUUGACGUGCAUCGGAUUCAGUCUUGGAGCGCAUGUAUGCGGAUUUGUGGGCAAGGCAUUGCGAAACUUGUACAGAAUAAUAGGUUUGGAUCCCGCCGGUCCGGAGUUCGACGAAAUACCUCACGCCAAGAGGCUGAGGGAAGGCGAUGCCAGCUUUGUUGAGUGCAUUCACACGGAUGCAACCUUCGGAACAACAGAAGCUGUUUGUGAUCAAGACUUUUUCGCCAACGAGGGACACGAUCAGAAGUUGUGCGAAAACGAUCUGUCUUCAGAAGAGUAUCUCUCGAACAUGAUCGACCAAAUGACCUGCAGUCACUCUUUGGCCCACGAAAUUUUCAUACAAUCCAUCAGAGAUUAUGAGGAAAAUGGCACGGGCUGCAGAUUUACCUCUGUUCCAUGUUCGUCCGAAAAGCUGCUUCAUAAAGGCCACUGCUUCAAGUGUCGCAAGAACACCGCCACUUUGCCAGCAGCCGGCUUCGAGGCCAGGCAGACAAAUACGCAUUGGCAAGGGAGGUUCUAUUUCGCUACGACUUUCAUUAAAGAAAAUCUCUGCGGGUCAUUGUACUCCAUAAAACUGAAAGCAGACAAAAGCGUCAAAGGCCAAAUUCUGCUGAAUGUGCAACGAGAAGACGGACACUCGUACGAGAUUGAGUUUCAAGAGUAA